AUGAGGGACAUUGCAAGUUCAUCAGCUGUGGUAUUGGCCCUCGCAGCCGUGACGGCCGCCAAUCCAACAGUGUCCAGCCAUGGCGCUGCCCCGACUGGCGCGACGUACGCCUCUGGGUUCGAUAUGACCACGAGCUGGGCGAAUCUGAGUCCGUAUCGUGAUGCGGCAGGGUUCAAUGUAUCAAAUGGCGUGCCUCGUGGUUGCGAACUGUCGCAGGUGCAUGUGCUGCAUCGCCAUGCGCAGAGAUGGCCGACGCCUUAUCCGCUCGACGGCGAAGGCAUGGAGGACUUUGGGCAGAAGGUGGUCAACUACACCAAAGCUCACCCUCACACCAGCGUCGGGUCUGGUCCCCUGGCGUUCCUGAGCCACUGGAAGUAUCUGCUGGGCGAGGAUCUGCUGACGGCUAAUGGUGCCUCGACUGAAGCCACAUCCGGCGCCAAUUUCUGGAAUAAGUACGGAAGACUGCUCUACCGCGCCAAUACCGUCAAUUGGGAUGAGUCGCUGAAUGUCUAUCCCAAUGGCACGGCGCGACCCAAGCCGGUGUUCAGGACGACUUCGCAGGCGCGCAUCCUAGAGAGUGCGAGAUGGUGGUUGAGUGGUUUCUUCAACAACAUUGGCGCAAACAGCUCCUACAGCCAGUAUGAUCUGGUCAUUAUUCCCGAAGUCGAUCCAUUCAACAACACUCUUGCUUCCUACGACUCGUGUCCAGGAGACAUGGGGGAAGGAGACGCCUCUAGUGAGAUCUUUAUCCCUAAAUCCGCCAAAGACGCAGUGGCUCGUCUAUCGCGCUUCCUUCCAGCGGACUUCAACCUCACCGCGUUGGACGUGCUUGCGAUGCAGAAUCUCUGUGUGUACGAGACGACCAGCUUCUCCGGUUCCGCAUUCUGCUCGCUCUUCACGGAGCAGGAAUGGCGCGACUACGAGUACAUAAUCGACCUCCAGUUCUACGGCGACUACGGCUUCGGCUCUCCCACCGGUCGUGCCCAGGGAAUUGGCUACGUGCUGGAACUCGCCGCGCGUCUGCAGGCGAAACUGAUCUAUUCCAGCGACACGAGCAUCAACUACACCUACGACAACAACACGGCCCAGUUCCCGCUCAACCAGCCGUUCUACAUGGACAUGUCGCAUGACGAUAUCAUCGUCUCCGUCAUAACCGCCCUGGGACUCCAGUACUUCAACUACGGCCCCGACGGGCUCCCAGCAAACGUGAGCCACGCGCCCGCAAACCGCACAUUCAACCUGAACCAAAUCACCCCGUUCGGAGCCCGCUUCAUGACUGAAGUCUGGACCUGCCCGCAAGCAGCGUCUCUAUCUACACUCGACCCGGUCCUGUACACUAACCCGGACUUCUCCCACGUCAAGAACACAACGGAUUAUAUCCGCUUCGUCCUAAACGGCGCUCCUGUGCCGCUUGACGGGAUCGAAACCUGCAAUGGCCCCGAGACCAAGACGGGCUUCUGCGCCGUCAAGGACUUUCUGAAGGCUGUCCCCACGAUGAAAAAUGAGGCCAUGUACCAGGAUGCUUGUUUCGGAAAUUAUACUUCCGGCCAUCAAGUCGAGGAUGGACAUCCUGAGCGGGAUUUGUAA
This is a messenger RNA of Paecilomyces variotii, 1587 nucleotides long. RefSeq names its product putative extracellular phytase. The record is from RefSeq and is a predicted model, not a curated record. Lineage: Eukaryota; Fungi; Ascomycota; Eurotiomycetes; Eurotiales; Thermoascaceae. Gene Ontology annotation, molecular function: acid phosphatase activity. The transcript is spliced from 3 exons. The coding region runs from base 1 to 1587 and encodes 528 amino acids.